AUGGACAUCAACAUCAACAUGAAUGAGAACGACGCUCUCGACAUUUCCUCGCUGCUGCUGUCUUCGUUUGGGUCCCAUGCGAUGGAUAGUAACGGUGAUUCCGAGGACUCAUCAAUUGGCGCCAGCAAUCAUAGACAGAACACAGAGGCACCGCCACCACCCAGACAAAAGAUAAAUGCUCGGGAACGCUAUCGCACCUUCAACGUGAACGCUGCUUACGAGGCGCUGCGCGGCUUGAUUCCCACAGAGCCAGUGAACCGCAAAUUGUCCAAAAUCGAAAUAAUUCGUCUAGCCAGCAGCUAUAUCACACAUCUGCGCAGCACCUUGCACGCAGGCUCUGAUCGGCAACCCUGUCUGCUGCGAAAGUGUGAGCACAACAAAUACGCGAAUGAUGGCAGCGGCGCAGCAGACCGCGUUAACAUUUGUACAUUUUGUAUGAAACCAAGAAUGUCACAAGUGACGGAAUCUCGAUAAUUGUAGGUCACACAAAAAUGUAAAUAAAUAAAUAUACUUAUA
Messenger RNA from Drosophila grimshawi, 516 nucleotides. Its product is annotated as transcription factor 15. Gene Ontology annotation, biological process: developmental process; regulation of transcription by RNA polymerase II. The record is from RefSeq and is a predicted model, not a curated record. Bases 1 to 474 code for a protein of 157 amino acids. The transcript has 3 exons. Gene Ontology annotation, molecular function: protein dimerization activity; RNA polymerase II transcription regulatory region sequence-specific DNA binding; DNA-binding transcription factor activity, RNA polymerase II-specific. Lineage: Eukaryota; Metazoa; Arthropoda; Insecta; Diptera; Drosophilidae.